Salvelinus namaycush (lake trout) is the source of this 1171-nucleotide messenger RNA. RefSeq names its product normal mucosa of esophagus-specific gene 1 protein-like. The coding region runs from base 164 to 424 and encodes 86 amino acids. The record is from RefSeq and is a predicted model, not a curated record. The transcript has 4 exons. NCBI's taxonomy places the organism in Eukaryota, Metazoa, Chordata, Actinopteri, Salmoniformes, Salmonidae.
CUCUGGUCAGACAGACGGUGCUCACAAGCACCUUGGAACUCUGUCAGUAACAGGUGAGACAGACAGCAUCUAUUGACCUGUUGCCUUAUAGGAUAGACCUACACAGAUUAAGGAUUUACUAUACAGAAUAAGAAUUGAUACCGAAUGGAAUUUGAAAAACAAAAUGAAGUUUGGAUUGAUUCAGAUUAUGAGGAAGAGGAAACAGGUGAUUCCUCUGAUCGGCUGCAUGGUAUUGUCUACUGCUGGAGCCAUCUUUGCCUCCCUCUACUUCCUAUUUACAAAGAAUGAUGUCAUUUUAAAUAAAAUUAGAAACCCUGAACCCUGGGAGGGAGUGGACUCGUCUAAACCACAGAAGCUGGUCACUAUCAACCAGAAGCGGAGGCCGAUUGAAGAACUGGAACAGGUGAAGAGCAUGACCAAGUGAUCUCGCAAGUGCGCCUCUCUUUCUCUCUCUCUCUCGCUCUCUCUCUCUCCACCCUCUCCCUUUCCCCUCCCCCUCCAUCCUGAUUGGGAGCCCACCAAGUUGCCUGCCUCCCCUUCCAUCAGUCGAGCGGAAUCAUUUCUACACAGACUAGAUUCUCUGAACCUGCAGUACAUUUGUACUGCACUAUAGCUGACUAUAAGUGUGACCAAAGCUAUUUGUUUGUGAAACAUAAUGUAUGUGUGAGGGUGAAAUAAGUUAUUGCAAUUGAAAAUGGGCAUGGCUCGUGUUAUUAAUGAUUAAUGAGGAGUGUGUGCCUGUGUGAUCCAAUCUAAAGCAAUGGCUGUAGGAUGACAAUGCCACCAUCAGAAAAAUUGCUUUAAUAACAAAAAGGUGGUCCUUCCAGCUAAAUAUAUUGUACUAUAAUAAUGCACUGAUAGUUCCUUCAGAAAGUAUUCACACCCCUUGACUUAAGCAACGUUUUGUUGUGUUACAGCCUGAAUUAAAAUGUAAAUUAAUAACUUCCCCAUGCCCAAACGGAUAUUCAAUAUCUGCUUUUUAUCAUUUUUACCUCUCUACCAAUAGGUGUCCUUAUUUGCGAGGCAUUGGAAAACCUACCUGGUAUUUGUGGUUGUAUCUGUUUUUGAAAUUCAGUGCUCGGGACCUUACAGAUAAUUGUAUGUGUAGGGUACAGAAAAUCAUGUUUAACACUAUUAUACUAUUACACUAGAGUCCAUGCAACUUAUUAUG